Messenger RNA from Clavispora lusitaniae ATCC 42720, 1392 nucleotides. RefSeq names its product Zn(2+) transporter. Gene Ontology annotation, biological process: zinc ion transmembrane transport. Gene Ontology annotation, molecular function: zinc ion transmembrane transporter activity. NCBI's taxonomy places the organism in Eukaryota, Fungi, Ascomycota, Pichiomycetes, Serinales, Metschnikowiaceae. The record is from RefSeq and is a predicted model, not a curated record. Gene Ontology annotation, cellular component: fungal-type vacuole membrane.
AUGAUGGCACUUUUGAAAAGUGACUUUAACCAAGGAUGGUAUCUUACCACGUUAUCCUCCUUGCUAUGCGUCGGUGGAUGUUUCAUCAUAUACAUUGAUGAUCUUUACAGGUUGCUAUUCCCCACGUGGUUUACAACACGCCAUUCAUUUCAAUUGAAAGGGAACUAUUCGUUCAUGAAUGGAUCACUUGGUUUUAGUGCUGGUUGUUUGAUGUUCACUGCCCUUUAUCGACUUUUGCCGGAGGCAAUGAAUCACUUGCAAUCUUCAGGGAAAGUCACUGGUCUGCAAGCUGUUGCUAUUCACUCUAUAUCAUUUAUCGGUGGUAUGUUGAUUUGCUAUGCUUUCAAUGAAAUCUUGCACGUUCUUACUUCCGAAUCAGUUGUCCAUUGCUCUCAUGAGACUCAAGAUAAAGAUUUGUCUUAUGCGGGUGCUAAGAGCCAUUCACACUCACAUACACAUUCUUCUGACGAGGAAACUCAACCUGUCUUAUAUAACCCAGAACCUUCUGAGAGUCGCCAGAAUGCUACGCUCAAAAUCACUGAAAGAGCGCCUCUUUUGAGUCGUAAAACAUCACAGAAGAUCAUACACUUUUUUAUGCCUGAAAAUGAGGAACCUCAGCUCAUGGGAGAGUGUAAAGGAUACUCUUCUGCUGAACUCUGUCUUCAUAAUGGGGACAAGCUUCACUUCUGUGAGAUACCCCAAUUAAAGUCACUGGACGAUGCAUCUAUCCAUGAUUACGAAGGAUUGAAUGAAGGGGAAGACACAUCUUUUCCUGAUCAUCACGACAGUCACUCCUCUCACUCUCACAUGCAUCAGACGGAAGAAAUUGAAGAACAUUUACAUCACUUACAGAAGGAGCAUCACCAUCACCACACAAACUCCCCAUUAUCACGGCUCUUACUUAUCGCUGUGCAGACCAUUUUGGCCAUUACGUUGCAUAAGUUUCCUGAAGGCUUCAUUACCUAUGUUACCUCUGAAACAAACCCAGAGUUAGGAUUGUCCAUCUUCCUUAGUUUGCUCAUCCACAACUUUACUGAAGGUUUCCUGAUGUGCCUCCCCCUUUACUAUUCCUUCCAAGGGAAUCCAGCCAUGAGAAAGCUAAAGGCAGUUUCUAUCAGUGCAGUUUUGGGUGGCCUCUCUCAGCCCUUGGGUGCUCUCGCAGGGUACUUUUUCAUGAAGUUGAAUCAUGCCGGAGAGAGUGAUAUUAAUUUGGAUAAGUUGAAUUAUGUAUUUGGCAUAACCAUGGCAGUUACGAGCGGUUUUCUUACGGUGAUUGCUCUUACAAUGUUCGGCUCUGCGGUCUCCUUUAGUGGCCGCCCGAAUUUUGUGAUGAUUUGGGGAAUUUUGGGUAUGUGUGUCAUAAUUUUGCUGAAUACUAUAAUGGCUUCUUAG